GAGAGUAUCUUUUUUGGCAUGGCUGAACAGGCAGUUCGAAGGGAUACCCGCCCGCUUACGGCCAUCUAUGGGCCUGGUUCGGCUCGAGUUGUUUUAAGCCUUGGUAAAAAGGGUGCGACACGGGCCCGCCUUUUGGCGGACAUCAUUUACGUGUUGCUUCCACACGCCAUCCAGACAGCCCAUCCAGCCAUGGCCAAUCCGUCUUGGCUGCCUUCAUGUUUUGGCACACCUAUGUGGGUGGUGAAAGUCUCUGACUUCCUGACUUUGGAGGCCGUGCCCUGCCACGAGGAGCUGCAGCGCAGAGGCUUGCUGAUCCGCCACGAGGAGGGCUUCUUCUGUAUCUUCGUGUCCCAUCAGUGGCUGACUGCGAGCCAUCCGGAUCCCAAGGGUGAGCAGCUGUCGGUGCUGAAGCACGCCUUGUGCAAUCUCUUGGCAGGUGCCCAAAUCGGCACAGACCUCCGCGCGGAUUUCUUCGACCAGCAGACCAGGCUGAGCAAGCAGCAGCGGAUUCGCCUCAAGGAUGGCUACAUUUGGAUGGAUUGGUUCAGCAUCCCGCAGCAGAGCAGGUCAAACUCCUUCGGUCCGGCUGGUGAGACUCAUGCAUUUGCGCAACUGGCGCCGCUUGCGCACGCUCCUAGCGAUGGCGAAUCCGACGCGCUAGAGUCGCCAAGUUUCGGUGCCUCUCCAAGUCUGGCCAGCCAGGCGGACUUCAUCGAGCGAAUCCCAUACUUUGUGGAGAUGUCCAACAUGUUCGUGAUCCUGGCGCCGCGGUGCCAGCAGGGUGACCUUUCCCAAUGCGAUUUUGGGAGCUGGUCUCAGCGUGGAUGGUGUCGACUAGAGCUUUGGUGCAAGAUGCUGUCCGCAAACGUGGAGCUGCCGGUGGUUCUUGUGUCGGCUGCACACAAAAUCGACUUUGCUAUGCCUAUCGCCUGGAUCGACGACCCGCCGGACGAAGGAGCCUUCACCUACGAAGCAGAUCGAGGAACAGUCUCUUUUGUCAUGAAGACGAUCUUGCGAACCAAAAUCCGAAACUCAAAAGCCGACAAGAAGUGGGAAGUGUACCGCUACUUUAUCGCCCGGUAUGACACACUAUUGGGACGCCCGCCUCGGCAGCGCACGAUGGAGGCGUUCAUGAAGGACUUCCAGCUGAAGUCCCUAGACUCCAAGAAGGGAAUGUGCCCUUUGCUCUGCGCCACCCUAUCCGGCGACGUUGGGAUGAUCACACACCUCUGCAAUGCGGGGGCGGACGUGAACAGGUUCUACGGCAAGUUGCCGGAAGUCUAUAUCUUUCAAUCUGUGUCGCCGCUGAUGCUUGCGGUGUGGAUGAGCUGGCGCACGCCGGAAGUCGCCCAGACCUUGCUGGCACGGUCGGCGGAUGCCACAGCCUGCUCCAGGGGUGGAGCUCCCGAGCCCGUGGUGGGGUUUUGCAAAUCCGCGGCUCUGGUGGAGCUUUUGGUCCAGCACCGGGCAGAUGUCAAUACGACGUUUCCUGCCUUAGCUGCGGCCUGUGGGGUUGCAGCGCCCACCUCUGUGAUCGCGUCUCUCCUGGAGCACAAGGCGCAGGUGAAUCCUCCUGGCGGCGGCCUCGGGAGCAAGCACCCCUUGUCCGGCGUGGCAUACCAGUCAUCUGUGAGUAGCAACGCCUUGGAGGUGGCGAAGCUUCUGUUGGAUGCCCGGGCGGACGUGAAUAUCCAAUAUCGCAGCACCGGAGUGUGGCGGGCGGGAGAGUUUGCGUGCAGGAGCGCGCUGAGACUCCGAGGUCGCGGAUCAGCGGUGGUCCAUUUUAUGGCCGAGUGGUCGACCACCCCCUUGGGUAUGGCCUGCUUCUUCGGGUGCGAUGAGCUGGUGGAGCUUCUGCUCAGUGCGCGCGCAAACCCCGAGAUCCCCAACGAGCGCGGGCGAACGCCGAUUGACCUGGCGAGAUCGAAGUCGACGCUGGAGCUCAUCCAUCAUCACCAAACCACGUUCUCCAUUUGACGCGGGCAUUGCUAUCUUCGUCAACACGGAGCUUGCGAAAGAGUCAUACUGCAGAUGGACUCUGAAGUCCAUGUGCACAUGCACAUACCUAGGCAUCACGAAGGUCGAUUCGAGGAUGCCAUACACUACACAGAAUGCUCUACGUAUUUUGCGCGAGGGCAGCUGACAUUUGGCGUGCCUAUUGCAGAGAUAAGGCCGCGACAUAUGAUGAAUAUAGAUGGCUGUUCCCAGUAGUCUCCUUUGUGGAGAAGUCAGGGGUUAGGGGGUCAUUAACUUCUCGCUCUC
Molecule: messenger RNA, 2262 nt
Organism: Effrenium voratum
Lineage: Eukaryota; Dinophyceae; Suessiales; Symbiodiniaceae
Source: the annotation of a GenBank genome assembly